Messenger RNA from Panonychus citri (citrus red mite), 8444 nucleotides. It is a transcript of the gene Prosap, whose product is annotated as serine-rich adhesin for platelets-like. The record is from RefSeq and is a predicted model, not a curated record. NCBI's taxonomy places the organism in Eukaryota, Metazoa, Arthropoda, Arachnida, Trombidiformes, Tetranychidae. Gene Ontology annotation, molecular function: ionotropic glutamate receptor binding; synaptic receptor adaptor activity. Gene Ontology annotation, cellular component: postsynaptic density; dendritic spine; postsynaptic membrane. The transcript is spliced from 9 exons. The coding region runs from base 245 to 7567 and encodes 2440 amino acids.
AAUUAACUCUAAUAAUUAGUUAUUUUUUUCUUAAUUUUAAUUGUUAUUCUUUAAGUUAAUUAGUUGAUCCAAAUUGUGUUAACUGUUUUUCUUUUGGUCAACAAAACGUUCAUCUUAUUGAUUAUAUUUCCAUUGAUUUAGCUUGUUUUGUUUUUUAAUUUUCUUCUCUAUGUGAAUUUUUUUUCUUCUUCUCUCUUGUUGUUAAUAUUUAAUUUGUUAAUUUUUCUCAUUACAAUUUAUCAUAAUGUUCAAAUCUUUUUAUUCUUCUUCUUCAAAUAGAAAUUCUUUUCUUUCAAGAAGUCAAAGUACCAUUGAGGAGAAACCCGAACCUUUGGAUUUGGAUUUAAUUGAUAGCCAAUUGUUCAGUUCUAAACCAAGUUUACCUUACCGGUACUCUAAUUAUUAUAGUGGUAAUUAUAAUCGUUCUAAACCACAAACAGCCAUGAGAAGUGUUUCUCUCCUUGACUGGCCACCAAGUCAAUAUAUCGUUGACACUGGAGAACCACCACCGCCACCACCAUCACAACAACAACAACCAGGACCAACAUCAUCUUCAUCAUCAUCAUCAUUGACAAAAAUUUAUUCCACCAAUGAUACUAUUAAUAGAUUACCUUCCAAUCAUAAUCUAUAUGUUCAAAAAAAUUUGUCCAAUCAAAUCAACGAUAAUCAUCAUAACAAUAAUUCUCACCAUCACCAUAACCAUAAUCACCAAUCUCACCAACAAAUAUCAUCUCUUAAUCUUGAAUCUUACGAAACAAUUUCCAACAAUUGUGACUCUGAUUCAAAUUGUUCCUGUUACAAUAAACUCGGUGAUAUUGAUGAAGAUUCAAUCUCACCAAUUCAAGAGGAGUUUAUUCAGGUUAAUGUUUUCAUCCCUGAAUAUCUAGUUGAGCAAACUGUUUCUUUAAGUGAAUACGAAACCAUUUGGAAUUUAAAACUUGAUAUAAUCGAUCGUCUUUCCGCUUUUCGAAACAAUUUGAACAGUUCACAAAAUUAUAUAAACAAUUUAUUAAUCACUGGAAGUGGUUAUAACAAUCAUCUUGCAAAUGAAGGAGGAGGCAAAAGUAAUUUAAUCAACAGUAACAGUAAAUCAUCAUUACUCUCAGCGUCAUUGUCAACAUUAACUUCAUCUCUAUCCAAUAUCAACAAUAAUAAUCUUCAAUUUAAUAAUAACAAUAAAUUGUCACAAGGUGAACGGAUUGACCUUAACUAUGGUUUCUAUUGUCACAAUUUAGGAGGUUUCCUUGAGGAAGAGGCCACUUUUUACGAUUACCUUAAAGGUGAUUUAAGAGGGGGAUGUGGAAGUGGUUUCAUUGGCAGUGAGGCGAUUUUAUCAUCAUCAUCAUCAAUUAAUAGGUCAACUAGUGGCGGAGGAGCAAUUGUAGGUGCAAGUGGAGUAAUCGAUUGUUGCUUCUCGUCUCGAACAUUAGUUCGUCUUGAAUUUCGCCAUAAACAACGAAUCGAUAUAAUCGUCAUGUCCACCACCCUUCCAACCUCAACGGCAACUCGACGUAAACGUAAACGGGGUCGCCUAAUUGAAGCGGUGACCAAUGGAAAUGUUGAGAAAAUAAUUAAACUAUUAACAAAUUGUGACCCUAAUUUUAUUGAUGAAACUGGUGCCGGUGGGGAAACCUUGUUAUCCCUUGUUGCAGGUAAUGCAACAUUGUCCACUUCAACCUCUCAACGUGUCAUCGUCGCCCUGGUCAAUGGAGGUGCUCUCCUUGACUUUCGUACCAAAGAUGGUCGGACACCUCUUCAUGUGGCCGUUCAAAAGUCAAAUUAUGUUGCCCUGAAAACAUUUCUCGAUCUCGGUGCUUCACCUAAUUAUCGAGAUGCUGCUGGAUUAACUCCGCUCUUCUAUUCCAUCCUUUACUCAGCUAAUCCCAAGUUAACUCAACUUCUUCUUCAUGAGCAUUCCAUUCAUGGGGUAGCCGAUGCUCAGGGCUGGCAGGAAGUUCAUCAUUCCUGUAAAUUGGGCCUUGUUGCCCACCUCGAGCAGCUACUCUACUACGGGUGUGAUAUGAAUUGUAAGAUUGUCGGCUCAGGUAAUACUCCGCUUCAUGUGGCCGCUAUCAACGAUCAAAUGGACUGUGCAAGAGUUUUACUGCUUCGAGGAUGUAAUACUCAGAUUGCUAAUAACUCUCAUCAAACAGCUUAUCAAGUAGCUGUAAUUGCUGGAAAUAUGAAUUUAGCUGAAUUUAUAUCUAAUCAUAAGCCCGAAAAUGUUGUUCCUUAUCGAGAUAAGCCUAAAUAUAAUCCCGCUCGUCGACCUCCUUCAUCCAUGGCUGUAAUCGCCAAUGAAACUGUAUCUGGAAGAGAUCAAGGUAAUCAUCAUGGUAAAUCAUCUUGUUCCUCAUCUUCUGGUUCAUUGAUGAUGAAAGAUGAGUUUACCAAAAAGUAUCUCAAUGGUUCUGGAUCAUCUUCUUCUCAAGGAGGAGGUGGAAGUGGUUCCUCUUCAUCAUAUGGACCAUCGAUUUCACCUUGUCCGUCUCAAAGAUCUUGUACCACAUCAACUACCAUCUCGACAACAACAACCUCUUCGGGUGUUUGUUGUGAACUUGAUGGAAGUCAAUCUGAAGAGGCUGGAGAUGAUGAAGGUGAAUCGGAAGAUGAUUCAACCACCAACACCGAGAAAUCGUCUCAACAUUCAAGGGUUGAAGGUCGUCGGGAACAAAAAUUAUUAGGAAUUGGAUCGUCAACAACACUUCCCUCCCGUGGUAGACGUGAACAACAUCAACCCAAUCAACAAAAGUCACAACAACAACAACAACAAUUAAUGUCCUCAUCACUUUCUCGUCAAUCGGUUCCUAGUAAUGAAGAGAUUUCAAUUUCAUCGAUAUUACCUGCCGAUAUGCCACCGAUUACAUCAUAUGAUGAGAAAACGGUCUCUCUUCAUAAGGGAUCAAAAGGGUUUGGUUUUGUUCUAAGAGGUGCCAAGGCCACAAGUCCGGUAGUUAAACAGAUCCAUGAAGUUGCGCCACAACCUCAGCCCAUUAGUUUACAAUAUUUAGAUGAAAUUGAAACGGGUGGAGUUGCAGAAGCUGCUGGAUUAAAGCGAGGUGAUUUCCUGUUGAAUGUUAAUGGUGUCGAUGUCCGUUCAGCUCCUCAUGAACAUGUUGUCCAAUUGAUUCGUCAGUCUGGUGAUAAAGUGACCAUGACGGUUGCCAGUCCAAAUUAUUUAACUCUUGAUGAUGAAACAAAUAACAGUAAUGAGUCAACGGAAGAUAAAAUAACACAUGAUGACAAAUGUAAUAAUAACUAUUAUAGUGAGAAAGAGUUUUCAUCCACAAUGCCCAGGGGAGCGGAAACUCGAGAGUCAAGGUCAACCUCGAAAGUUCGUAACCCUCCGGUUCCCCCUAAAAGAGAUCCAUCAACAACCCUUUCAAUUAGUCGAGCUCGAGCCAAAUCUCUCUGUAUAACAAGUAGCACCUCAUCGGAUACCGUUAACAAUGGACUAUCAAUGUCCACCUCAACUUCAUCUGAAAUGUCUGGUCAACAAAAAUCAUCUCACGAUCAUGAAGAUCGAUCAAAUAAAAGUAGCUCACCUUCAACCUCAGUGGAAAGUAUGGUUUGCCAAUCGAACACCGUUACUUUGCGAUCGAAAGAAAGUAAUGGCCAUAAAAUUGCCUCAAUACGAUCUCGAAGUUCUCGACGUAUUUCCGCUUUUGAGUUGGAAAAGUUUUUCGCUCGACAAGAUGGACCCAAUGGUGAAGCUUAUCUUUUAAACGAAGGCGAUGAUAAGGGAAAAUCAGGUCACCAAGUAACAACUUUACAAGCAUUGAAAAAGAAGCGAAAUAAAAAGUUACAAAAAGAUUUCCACUCAACACCCGAUAUCCAGGAACAAUUAGCCCUCGAACAAGCUAAAUUAGCCUUGCAACAAUCAACGAAUGUUAAUCUUAAGAUUAAAUUUGAUGUUAAUGGUAAUCGUUUAUCAACUAGUCAAGAGGAUAUCCGGUCAAUCCAACCAAUUUUCUCGGAAACUUUAACCUUACGAAAUGGUAAAAUCGUUCACGACAAAAACGAUUCAUCGGACAAUAAGAUUAGGCCACCAGCACCUAAUCAACCUCCACCACCAACACCAUCAUCGUCAAUGGUUGAAGAGGCAACUGGUCAAUCAGUUAUGGUUAAAGUUGAUGUUAGUGGUAACAGGGUGUCCAAAUCUGAUUAUGCUAAUUUUGCUCAAAUAAACAAAGAUGAAGCCGGCGGAGUCUCGCCCAAUGAACAAGCGGCAUCUUCGGCUCCUUUGUCAAGCUUUAAACCAUCACUACCAUUGUCAGGGGAAACUGAAUCCCCUGAAACUUCAAGAAAGGGAAUGAAUUAUGCAUCACCGGAUAAACUACAACAACAAUCAACAGCCUCAACUGGUCAACAAUUAAGUUCAACUAAUAAGCAACCCUGUAAUACCCUGAGACCUGCUAAACAUGUCAAGCAAAGUUCAUUGGUAAAUUCAGGAGGUUUAGAAUCAGUUAAUGGCGGUGAACCAUAUAUUCCUGAACCUGAUUACUCCUCAAGUGAAGACGAUGCUAACACACCGACAAACGUUAGUGGACGUGAUUUGAGUACCUUUAAAGGUACUACAAUUAGUCAGCAAACUAAAUCAAAUAAUAAUCGGAUGGCUUCAAGUUAUCAUGAAUCAGUGGCAGGAUGUAAACAAGAAUCCGAUCUAAUGUCAAGUUCAACUUCAGUGAUUGAAAAUGAUCGUGAUUUGGACAAUCAGUUGCGAAAUAAAAUGGCCGCUAUCGCAGUCGAAGGCAAAAGUGUACUAGAAAUGAGAUCAGGUCAAGUUGAAGAGAUCCGAAUAAUUAAAAGCACCAAAAAAGAGGAAAGAGGAACAAUUAGUGAACCAUUAAUGGCUAAACCUAAAGGUGAUCAUUUUAAUAAAGUUAAGGAAUCAAUUGCUGUGUUUGAAAGACGAUCAAGUUUAACUGGUGAGGGCGCGGGUACAACGGCCGCAAUUGCCGCUGUUCAGGCAUCAUCAACAUCAACAAAGUCCAAUAAUACAAAUGCCGUAGAUCAGUCAGCAAUUAACAAUAAUAACGCGCUACGAGUGUCAAAAUCUUGCUUUGAAGUGGAUGUCUGUGAUAAUAAUGGUUCAUCUGGUGUAUCAGAAAUUGAUCGAGAUAAUUACCAACACCUUCAACAAUUAAAAUCCGGUGCCAAUGUGAACACCAGAAAUCAACAAAUUCAUUCACUCAAUAGACGCAAUAGUGCAAUUUCAACAAUUAUAAGGACAAACAACAAUCAAGAAAUGAAACCGAUUCUUAUGUAUCAGGAUAAGGAGCAAUUCCAAGUCCCUCGACGAGCCUCGAUCGCCUCAACCUGUCCAACCGAUAAAGAUCAUACAGUUAUCAACAAUUUAAAUUGUGAAAUGCAUUCACAAUCAACUGGAUCAGCCAAAGCCGCACCAACCAUGGCUAAAACUUGGAGUGAAAUAUCAUCAGCAAUUAGAGCUGCCAAAGGUGGUGGUUCGACCCCUGUUAGUUUACCUGUAGGUGGAUCAACAACAACGGGUACCAGUAAAUCAGGAGUUUUAAUAAAUAGCGGUAGCAAUUUAACAACAAUUAAACAAACCACCAUGAGACCGACAAGUGCACCAAGCGCAGUAAUUAAUCAAAAUAAUAUUCACGCUAAAACUGGACAAAGUAAUAAGACUACAGCUAAAAGUCGUGACGGUUUAUCGGCAGUUAAUGAAGUUGAUGUUUUAGCAGAAUUAGUUCCACCGCCGCCAGAAUUUGCUGCACCACCACCACAGCCAAUGGAUUCCAGGCCAGGAGCGGUUAAAAUUCAAGUUGGAGGACCAAAACAACAACAACAACAACAAAUUCAACAUCAACACCAUCAACAUAUGCAAUCAAUUCAAAAUCAUCCUCAAAUGUUAACAGCUCAACAACAACAACAAUUACAUCAACAACUUCAUCAUCAUCAUCAACAACAAUUACAACAACAACAUCAACACCAUGGACAACAAACUCAUAGUAAAAUGGUAACCACACUUCCCGCAACUCCAGGAGCACCAGUAAAUACAAUUAUAAGUGGAGUCGCAAUUAAAGGUGGACAAGCAAUCCAAUUACAACAUCAACAAUUAAUCAACAAUCAACGUAAAGAGGAUAUUAGAUUAAUUAAUCCUCAGCAAUCAGCUCAAGUUCAUAUUAUCCAUAAACCAACUCCCCAACAACAAGCUUGUCUUUAUAACAAUUUAGCCUGUGAAGCUAAUCAACAACAAUUAAUCAGAAAAAGCUCAACUCCACCACCUCCACCUCCCCCUGAAUUUAGUGAUCUAUCAGCAGCAUCAAGAUUAGGUGUGGUCGCUGCUCAUCUGCCCACUGGUCAUCCUCAACAUCAUCAUACAAUUCACUUACCUCAUCAUCAUCACCAUCAUCAUCAUCAACAACAACAACAACAACAACAACCCCAAUCCCAACAACAACAGCCACAACAACAAGCUAAAAUUCAAUAUGCAAUGUAUCCGGAGAAUCAAUCAAAACAACCUCAACAAUAUCAAUCAUAUUUACAACAUCAACAACCUCAUGGGCAACAAUUUGUCACCUUGACCCGUUAUGUUGGUAAACAAGGGCAAAUAAUUACGACCCGUCAUCGGCUCAACAAUAAUGGUACUAAUAGUGUCGGUAAUAGUAAUCAAAGUGACCAUUCAUCAACUUCACCUUCAUCUACAAUGUCAAGGUCAGUUGGUUCUGAGUCACCAUUGACCGUUGCUUGUUCCGGAAUGGACAAUGUUGUUUACAAAGUCAAUGCUCAAGGCGUUUUAGAGCCAAUCGGUCAUCAUCAUUCAACAACUGGAUCAACUAAUUAUCAUCAAUUUGCAACAUUAUCAAGAGGUAGACCACAGCAAUUAAGGGUUGCAUCACCUUCGCCUUCAACUGGAUCAGCUUCUUACUCUGAUUAUACCCGAUUAACAGUUCAAAAUCGGUUACUUAGGCAACAACAACAACAACAACAACAAUUAGUUAAUCAACAACAAGGACAACAGCAAUCAGCUCAACAACAACAACAAUCUCAACAGCAAUUAAUUUAUCAAGCAAAUAAUCAAGGACAACCAAUGAUUGCGACUCAUCAAUAUUACACGUCUGAUUUACAAAAACAACAACAAUUACAUCAGCAACUUCAACAGCAACAACAAUUACAACAUCAACAUGCACUACAACAGCAACAACAACUUCAUCAACAUCAGUUAAUCACAACUAAUCAAGGUAAUGGUCCAUUGGCUAAUCAACUAAUUGUAACCUCUAAUUAUGCUCAAUCACAACCUAAACAACCAGCUCAUCCUCCACCCCCUGGUCCGCCGCCUUCAUUACAAAAACAUCCGGCUACGUUUCCUAGACGAUCAAUGGUUGAUUGGAGUGAAGAAGACGUUUGUGAUUGGAUCGCCUCCAUUGGGAUGAUUGACCAUCGGUCCAAAUUUGAAUUCAUCAACGGAGUUAAAUUGUUACGAUUAGAUAAUAAUGAUUUAAUUGGAAUUGGAGUUCGACCAAGUCAACAUCGAUGUUUCAUCUUAGAGAAAAUUAAACAACACCUUCACUAUCAACAACAACACCCACCGGUCCAGUAAUUAACUAAUUACAAUCAAUGAGUCGAGAAACUAAAACCAAAUUAAUCAACUUUAAUUGCUAAACUUAAAUUGUUACCAUUUCUAUUUGGAGCUUUCAUUUUAACUCUUUUUUUCUUGUCAUUUUAAUUGCCAACAAUUAUCAUCAUCAAAUUAAUUAAUCAAUCAAUUAAUUGUUGUUGUUGUUUGAUUAACUUUCAGAAUUUAGUUAAUUAAUCAAUCCAAAUGUCUUCUCUUAUUAUUAGUAAUUUAAUUUAUCUUGUCAAUCAAUUUAAGGCUCAUUUUGUUAAUCUCUCACAAUCAAGUUUACAAAAACAUUAUUAAUUAUUAAUCAUUUUGAUUUAAUCAAUUUUUCAAUUCACUUCCUGUUUAAUUAAUUUAUCAAUUGCCAUUAAUACAGCAACAAUUAACUAAUGAUAAUAUUGUCAAAGUGUUUUUUUUCAAUUACAAAUCAAGAACCAAAUGAUGAUCAAGUUGAUGAUUUAAUUGUAAUUCACAUAUUACAAUUAAGUGAAGAUGUAAGAUAAUUGUUUGAUAAAUUGUCAUUUUAAUUGUCAUUAUAAUUGAUCCAUUUCGAAAAGAAAAUUUUCUUAUUCGGCUAAUCAAAAAUAAUUUGAAUUCUUUUCCUAUUUAAAUCAAAAUGAACUGUAAAAGUUUUCGAAUUAGAUUUUCUCUAUUGAACAAACUUCGCGAAGUUUUUUUCAUGGGCUAAGUUUCACGAGGAAAAUUCAUUCAAGAUUUUUCCAACUCAGGCUCAGAGAAGUUCGUUUUCCGAAGAACUUUCCUAUCUCUUUUUAAUCUUCGAUUUAAAUAAAAGGCAAAUUCAAGGGAAAAUUCGGCUACUUCGUUCGUUUUCUUUUCGCUACCACUGAACCGAUAA